Messenger RNA from Lotus japonicus, 1349 nucleotides. RefSeq lists its product as uncharacterized. The transcript is spliced from 9 exons. NCBI's taxonomy places the organism in Eukaryota, Viridiplantae, Streptophyta, Magnoliopsida, Fabales, Fabaceae. The record is from RefSeq and is a predicted model, not a curated record. Bases 91 to 1098 code for a protein of 335 amino acids.
GGUUUCCCAAGCAAACACCUUUCAAGGAUUACAUUCCUCUCUGCUCACCGUCGCUCGCUCACUCCAAUCCCAAUCUGCAAUGAAGGAGUGAUGAAGGAGCUUGCACAGUUCCACAACAUGGAUACCCUUUCAAGGAUUACAUUCUUCUCUGCUUCUCACAACCUUAACCUUCCAAAAAAUCAUGCCAUUUCACCUUUCCCAUGUUCUUUUUCCACCAAAACAAGUACCCCAUUGGCUUCAGUCUUAAGAGCUGGUCCUCCUUCACCUGCAGUGAGUGAUGCAGAAGAGGAAGUGUUGCAAAUGUUUUUCAAGGAGAGAGAAUUAAAUGGAGAUUUUAUAUCAAAAGCUUCUGAUAUAUUAUGGCUGAGGAAAUUCAGAAGUUCUGUUGAUUCUGAUAUUAGCAACCUCACUAACAACAAUGCUGCCUCUCAGCAAAUAGAACUGGAGCAGAGCAUUGAGAGCAACAGUGAUAAUGGUAGUGCUAGUGGCUUUUUGAAACUUUCAACAACCCAGGAGUGGGUGCUAGGUGAUGAGUCUGCACCACGAAACAAGAGAAUGACUGCUAAGAUGUUGCAAGACAGCAGCGAAAGAAGAAAGAAACUGAACAUUCUCCAAUAUGAAUCUCUCAAGAGGGAACUACUUCUUGUAUCGGUGGCCGUUGGACUUGCUUGUAGUGGAUAUUGCUUGCUGGUUUUUUCAGUGCAGGCUGCUAUAAGUUAUGCAAUUGGUGUCCUUUUCAGUUUCUUGUACCUUCUGCUCUUGUAUCAACAUGCAGACAACCUCUCCAGUGAAAGUGUUCCUCAAAUAUUCAGGAAAAAGAAGUCAAAGAAAAUUGGUAUAAGAAGUGAGGACCUUCAAGAUUCAUUGGAGCGGUCCAUCAAGGGUUGCAGCAUGGCACUUUCAUCUCCAAGGCUUGUGAUCCCAGCGACAAUUUAUGGACUUUGGGCUCUGUCUCAUCGGUAUUUCACCAAUGAUUUCUUUGAUUUUCAGCUUGUGCCGGCUAUGUUUGGGAUGUUUGUCUACAAGGCUGCAGCUCUAGUGCAAGUUUAUAGAGACAAUGAAGACUUGCAGCUUGUAUUUCCAGAAAAUGAGGAUUGACCGAAAUAUGUUGUUGGUUGUGCUCAAUGCAGUACUUCCUACCUACUCGACUAUUUGAAAUGCAGAGCUGCACACAGAUUUGUACACACUGAAUACAACCCUUCGGUGCUUGUGUCUUCCUGAUGAAUUCAUAGUAGAGAGAUGGUGGAGUAGAAAUAGAAGACUUUUGAUGUCUAAUACCUAUAGAUUUUUUACAAGCAUAUUAAUAAACCUACAUCAAUGUCAAAUUGUUCUGCUUUCUUGUUAGAAUA